Molecule: messenger RNA, 4456 nt
Organism: Strongylocentrotus purpuratus (purple sea urchin)
Lineage: Eukaryota; Metazoa; Echinodermata; Echinoidea; Camarodonta; Strongylocentrotidae
Gene: atg9a
Product: autophagy-related protein 9A
Exons: 23
Coding region: 286-2673 (795 amino acids)
Biological process (GO): autophagy of mitochondrion; protein localization to phagophore assembly site
Cellular component (GO): phagophore assembly site; autophagosome
Source: RefSeq, a predicted model, not a curated record
GAUAAACCAAAACAAAGUAGAUUCUAGAGUCGAGCGCUGAUCCGGUAGUCCUUGUUGUAGUUGUACCAAACCAGAGCCAGAGAAAGUGAUCCACCUAUUAAACUGCAGCUCAAAACUAGAGGAAUGAUCAACCGGAUCUACAAGCGUUGUGCUGGCUUCAUGAAGCGAAUAAUCUGAGUCAUACAUGUACGUGUACGUGGCCGAUCAUAUAUAUGUACAGCAAGACAAGCAAAGAGGCUUCAAUUUUGAGUGACAGAAGAAAACCUUAGGAGACCUAGCUCCGUGAUGGCUGCCCUUCAAACAGAGUAUCGACGAUUGGAGACAGUAGAGGAUGAUCCGCCAGAGGACCAAGACGUCAUGCUGCAUGUUGUUCACGAUUCUGGAAGAGCACGCUGGAAUCACAUAGAGAAUCUAGAUGAAUUCUUCACAAGAGUCUAUCAUUAUCAUCAGAAGCAUGGGUACCUGUGUAUGAUGCUUGCCCAACUGCUGGAACUAGUGCAAUUUCUGUUCAUCAUCUUCUUCUCCCUCUUCUUGCUGCAAUGUGUCGACUACUCUGUUCUGUUUCAAGAUGACAAGACCACCACAGGGACAAAGGUCACCAUUCCAGAUGCCAUUAUACCCCUAGAACAAUGUGCCAAGAAUCCUUCGAGUGUGAUUGUGAUCUGUCUGAUCAUCGCUGGUAUCUUCUGGCUUCAUCGUCUGCUGAGGGUCCUCUAUAACGCAUUCCACUUCUGGGAGAUCAGAGCAUUCUAUACGAGAGCACUCAAAAUCCCGUCUAAAGACCUGGUGAAUCUCACAUGGCAUGACGUCCUCAAGAAGGUACAGCAGGUCCAGAGAGAGCAGAGAAUGUGUAUACAUAAGGCAGAGCUGACAGAAUUAGACAUAUAUCACAGGAUACUGAGGUUUAAGAAUUAUAUGGUUGCCAUGGUGAAUAAGUCUUUACUGCCGUUACAUCAUCAUCCACCCUUCUUAGGAGAUACAGUUUUUCUCACGAACAGCUUGAAAUACAACAUAGAGAUGAUCCUCUUUUGGGGUCCUUGGGCUCCGUUUAGGAACUAUUGGCACCUGAAGGAUGAGUACAAACGAUCAUCAAAGAGAGAGGAACUAGCAAGACAGUUGUCAAAGCACAUCUUGUGGAUAGGUCUAGCUAACCUCAUCCUGUGUCCCUUCAUCUUCCUGUGGCAGAUCCUCUACUCGUUCUUCAGCUAUGCAGAACUCAUCAAGAGAGAUCCCUCGACACUAGGAGCUAGGAAAUGGUCACAAUAUGGAAGGCUUUAUCUGCGGCACUUCAAUGAAUUAGAUCAUGAAUUCCAAGCAAGACUGAACAGAGGCUACAAACCAGCUAAGAAGUAUCUUGAUGCAUUCACGUCCAAUGUGCUUGCUAUCAUCUGCCAGAACAUAGCAUUCUUUGCAGGCUCCAUCCUAGCUGUCCUCAUCAUCCUCACUGUCAUUGAUGAAGACGUCCUGACCGUAGAGCAUGUACUCACCACUGUCACGUUGCUAGGAGUUGCUGUCACGAUAUGCAGAACCUUUAUUCCAGAUGAGAACCUGAUCUGGUGUCCAGAGACUCUAAUCCAGAGUAUACUAGCCCAGAUCCACUACAUCCCAGACUCUUGGAAAGGCCAGGCUCACACCUACAAGGUCCGAGACGAGUUCUCACAGCUAUUCCAGUACAAAGCAGUCUACUUCUUGGAGGAGCUCCUGAGUCCCAUCGUCACUCCAUACAUCCUCAUCUUCAAGCUCAGAUCCAGAGCUGUGGACAUCGUUGACUUCUAUCGUAACUUCUCCGUGGACGUCAUCGGUGUUGGAGAUGUCUGCUCCUUUGCACAGAUGGACAUCAGGACCCAUGGAAACCCCAAGUGGAUGACGGGCGGAAACUCGGAGGCCAACCAGUACAACCAAGCUGAAGACGGCAAAACAGAACUCUCACUCAUGCAUUUCACUGUCACUAACCCUAAGUGGACACCACCCCAGAGCAGCAAGUGCUUCAUCAGUGCCCUCAAGACUCAAGCUCAGCGGGAUAUUAAGACGUGCAACAGACUGGAGGCUGAAAACAAUGCCCUGAUGACGUCAAUGAGGUCUAUUACAUCACUAGAAGGGCAAAAUAGUAUUCUUGGUAGUCUGGCCGUUCAGCACAGCAACCCUCCCUCCCUCGGCACCAUCCCCACCCCUCAUUUCCAGCCCCCUGCCCCCCUCGCGACCCCCGUCUCAUCCCCCACCCCAGAAGGUGCCACCAGCUCCUCCCGCCCAACCCAGCUGGUGAUGGGCGGGAUCACCAGCUCUGAGGGACCUCUGGAGUCUGAUGGGUCAGGUCUUCUUUCAAGUCUCCAGAGCCCUGAUGGAGCUUUCCUGACUAGCAUGCAAGGCCCAGGUCUCAUGCAGCAGUCUCUGAUACCAACGGCCAACCCCAUGGUGACGGGACCCUCCCCUGCAAACGUUACAACGGCCGACAUGAACUUCAGCGCCCUCUACAUGCACCAGCUUCACGACAGGAGUAUCGUCUUGCCAGGCUCUUCCUCCCUGGAGAUGCAGCCCCCUCAACACCCAAUGAACCAAUCCACCCCGUGGCAAAUGGAACUUCCCACAGACUCCAUAGACUCGGAUGAUGAUGACCACCCUCUCCAGAACAUGCCAUUAGCACCAUUGGGACAGCUCAUUAACACGGAUGUAUAAAAUAAAAGCCAUACCUGUAUGCUUUAUCCCGUAUGUAUGCUGACGUCAAACUUUCAAAUAUGAAACGGACAUCACAUUUUGUGACAUGGGGCUCAUGUUCUAAAAAUGAUGAUAUCGUGCAUGUUAGCUAAAACGCUGUUAAUUGUAAUAACGGAUCUUAAUUAGGAAAAGCCAUUGGAUAAUAUCUGUGCAAAGCUGGCUGUGUUCGUGUAAAGUUAAAGAGACAUACGCACAAGCACUAGUGGCAAGUGUUGGUUUUCUUAAUGAGAAAUAGUCAUGCCCUGUUGGCAUCUGGAAAGUGAAACAAUUUGUGCAGAUAUUAACAUCUGACCUGUGUGCUGUGCAGAGAUAGAAAAGAGGUUGGUACAUCAGUACAUGCACUGUGUAGGUGUUUCUGUGUAAAAAGUGCACUAUAAACGCAACGAGUGAUGUGGAAAGUAAAGAAUUUGCAUUGUUGGCGUUGUAUAUGAGUGAAUAUAGUGAAGGCGGUCUGAUGAAAGAUAUAUUGAUAUGAAUGGCAGGUGUAGAAUAAGUCUUGGUUGCAAUAAAGAAAUGAUAAUAUUAAUAAAUAUAAUUUGAAAAAGGGUGAUCAAGAUAAAAACAUAUUUAAAUGAUAUUAAAUAAAACACAAUAAUUAUAAUAAGUAUAAUUGCAAUAGACACAACAAAAAGAGAAUUACAUCGAAGCUUCAUGGCAGCUUCAGAUGCUAAUGAGCAAUGGUUGUAGAACAAAGUUUUAAAAAAAGAAUAAUUUGUUAUGUUCUUUCAUACUACUUGUAUGAUCUUCUCUGUUCUUAAAGAUCUUUUUCUCUGAUUUGUAAUACUAAAAGCAAUUUAUUUGUUGGCUGUGCUCUUAAUACACAUUUGUGAACACAUUGCUUACCUCUGUAAUGAUAUAUUGAUGUAAAAUGACAUGUACGCUGUACUUGUUUUUGCAUUUUUAUUUUAACAUUAGAUUCAUGUAAAACACAAAUCUUAUUACAUAUAUAUUUACAUGAAUGUAGAUUUCAUGCUUGUACCAAAUUGUUUAUUUUGUUCUUUUUAUCGUGAAGUAUAUUUAUUGUUAACCUAUGUAUAUAAUGUGAAUGGGAUAAGUGUUGUUUAAAGAGCUUUACAUGAAUAUGUUAUAGUAUAGUCAAAUAUGAAUUCUCACAUGAAAUGAUGUACAGUAUGCAUGUGUUGUGGAAACCUAAUAUUAUGCAAUAUAUAUAAAGUCAUGGUUAUGUGUGUGCAUUUGUGGAAGUAUAGCAAGAAUUGCCUUAGAAACAUUGGAAAUAGUUUAAAUAGCUUUAAUCGUGGGAAAUCAGAUGUGUAGGAAAUUAUUAGUCGAAAUAAGCUUGGUAGUAUAUAUGUAUAUUCAAGUACCUCAAAUUAGUUUCACGAAGUUGUAGUUCAUUGAAUUUGUACUUAGCACCUUCUUGCAGUGGAUACACAGUGGAUGGUAAGGUGUUCUAUUGGAUGAUAUAUGUAUCAUCAACAUUGAUUAACUCAGUUGUAAAAAGGAUGUAAGUGCAAUGCUUGUGAAUAGCAACAUUUAUGAAUUUAUUUGUAAAAACGGAUCUGUAAAAUAUUAAGUCUGAAAUAUGAACAGAAAAUGAUCCAUUCAAGAUAACAAUGGGAGGAAAGUGGUAAAGAAAAAUUUAAAAAUGAAAUAUGAGUUCAAGUAUGAUAUUCAUGUAUAUAUUAAUGUAGUAUUGCAAUGCAGUUAAAAAAAAAAUCUUGAUUAGGUGGUGAACAAUGAAUAGAAAAGCAUUUUAUUCCCUCCCUCCCCCCCCCAAAAAAAA